AUGCCGCACGAAAGACCUUACGAACAUGCCUCCAAAAAAAGAAAGCAAUGGAAUGCAGAAGCGAUGAAGAGGGCAGUAGAAGCAGUUAAGAACAAGGAAAUGGGAACUCUCAAGGAGUCUAAAGCAUUUGGCGUGCCCAAAAGCACACUGAUUGAUUAUGUAAUAAGUAAGAAACCAGUUGAUACAUUACUUGCUAUCAAAUUAGGCAGAAAACCUACUUUAACAAAUGAACUUGAAGAAGCACUAGUUGAGUAUGCUCUCGAAAUGGAAAGAAGGUAUUUUGGUCUCCGAGCGUCAGAUGUAAGAAGACUAGCCUUUCAGCUGGCGAUACGUAAUGGGCUUAAGCAUCCUUUUUCUUGCCGAAGUGCCGCUGCUGGAAAAAAAUGGUUGAAAUCGUUCAUGUCAUGA
Molecule: messenger RNA, 408 nt
Organism: Acanthoscelides obtectus
Lineage: Eukaryota; Metazoa; Arthropoda; Insecta; Coleoptera; Chrysomelidae
Source: the annotation of a GenBank genome assembly